AUGCAUUCCGCAAAGACCAUCCUAUUUCUUGGAGCCACCGGUGGCUGUGGCUUGUCCGCCCUCCGCCGCUCUCUCGAUGCCGGCUUCACGUGCAUCGCCCUGUGCCGCACUCCGUCCAAGUUGACCUCCGUCCUCUCCGCAGAGACAUACCCCGAAUUACACGUCGUCCAAGGCAACGCACACGACGCCGAGGCCAUUGCCAAAUGCCUCGUCUUGCCUCAUGACGCAACCCGCUUCGUGGACGUCGUCGUGUCCACCAUCGGCGCCUGGUUCGAGAUGAGCAAGAUGAACCUGGAGGAUGCCCACGUCUGUGAAAAGGGCAUGGCUGUUCUUCUCGACACCAUUAAGAAGCUUCGCGCCGAGAAGAAUGUUACUGGAAACCCCCGUAUUAUUGGCCAGAGCAGCACCGGCAUCUCCAAGUUCGGGAGGGACACGCCGCUUGUCAUUUACCCUCUCUACAAGGGUCUUCUGCACACACCACACGAGGACAAGCGCGCUUUGGAAGAGCUCCUGUUCAACUGCGAUGAGGACUGGACUGUGCUACGGGCCAGCUUCCUCACCAACGGCCCAGAAGUACAGGGGUACGCAAUCAAGGUCGGCGUAGAGGACCCCGUCGAUGGCGUCGAAGAGUUGGCUAUUGGCUACACCAUUUCUCGAGAGGAUGUAGGCAAGUGGAUGUUUGAGAAUAUCUUGAACAAAGAUGGAAAGGAUCGGUACGUUCGCAAGGUUGCAACUAUCACCUACUGA
Molecule: messenger RNA, 747 nt
Organism: Colletotrichum karsti
Lineage: Eukaryota; Fungi; Ascomycota; Sordariomycetes; Glomerellales; Glomerellaceae
Product: fungal specific transcription factor domain-containing protein
Exons: 1
Coding region: 1-747 (248 amino acids)
Source: RefSeq, a predicted model, not a curated record